This is a messenger RNA of Belonocnema kinseyi, 2211 nucleotides long. RefSeq names its product regulation of nuclear pre-mRNA domain-containing protein 1B. The transcript has 5 exons. Gene Ontology annotation, biological process: mRNA 3'-end processing. The record is from RefSeq and is a predicted model, not a curated record. Gene Ontology annotation, molecular function: RNA polymerase II complex binding. Gene Ontology annotation, cellular component: RNA polymerase II, holoenzyme. The coding region runs from base 56 to 1078 and encodes 340 amino acids. Lineage: Eukaryota; Metazoa; Arthropoda; Insecta; Hymenoptera; Cynipidae.
CGGAGCAGUGUGUUGCUAGUGGUUGUUGGUGGUUGUUAGUUGCUAAAUCCACGAAAUGGCUGGAUUUACGGAAAGUGCUUUAGUGAAGAAAUUAGUCGAACUUAAUCCUUCUCAACAAAGUAUACAAACACUGUCCUUAUGGUUAAUACACCACAGAAAGCAUCAUCCUGUGAUAGUGAAAGUUUGGUUCAAAGAAAUGUGCAAAGUAAAGGACAAUCGUAAACUGAUGUUUAUGUACUUGGCAAACGAUGUGAUUCAAAACAGCAAGAAAAAAGGGCCCGAAUUCGGCAAAGAAUUCGGAACUAUUUUACCAAAAGCCUUCGAACAUAUGAAAGGGUUCGAUGAUAAAACGAGAGAAAGAUUGGGCCGGCUAUUACAAAUAUGGGAGGAGAGGGGAGUAUACGACAAAAGUCUCAUUACUGAGUUCAAAACUGCUUUUAAUUCAGGUUCCGACAAUAAAAAAGAGCCCUCAGCUCCACCCUUGAAAAAAAAGAAAGUUGAAUUUGAGAAAGUUAAGAAGGAGAAAAAGGAGAGGAAAAAAUCGGAGACAGAAAUUGAAGUCGAUGGCACCAAAGAAUUACACGUGACCCUGAGUCCAAGAACGCCAGGCGGAGAUCCACCAGAAACGGAGGAACUUAUCAAGGCUCUAAUGGAUCUGGAAAAUACCGCGUCAUCGGAUGCUGGGGUUCGAGAAAGAAUUGCCUCACUACCUCCAGAAGUUUCGGAAGUUUCUUUACUGGCGAACCUCGCUGACAGAACGGCGGCUGACCAAUUGAGUGUUGCAGUUAAUGAAGCCGCUGCCCUUUUGGCGGAUUAUAAUGGCCGAUUACAAGCCGAAAUGGAAGACAGAAGGAGAUUGCUUGCCAUGUUGAGGGAUUAUACUUUAGCACAAAAACAAUUGCUGCAGCAAGCUCAGACAACACUAGAAGAUUACAAAGAGAAACUGAAGAAAGUGUGCGCCGUGAGAGCUGAAGUCAAGUCUCACAUUUCGAAUCUUCCCGAUUUGACGCAACUUCCGGACGUGACGGGAGGCCUGGCACCACUUCCAUCGGCGGGUGAUUUAUUCUCUAUGCACUAGUGACUGGACAAGCGAUUCUGCAGCACUCAAACUAUUUAAUUAUUGGUUUGCUAGUCUCUCGAGAUGAAUAAUAGGUACACACAACAUCGGGCUUUUACUCAAUUCCAUGAAUUCUUAAGGGCUUUUCUUGAACAUCAAAUUUUGAAAUUAAGAUCGGAUCUAUUUGGACUCACGGGCGCGCAGGCCUCUAGUGUUUUCUAAUCUCCCGUGGAAAAAAAAAAUGAAAAAAAAAAACAUUAAACUUUGCUUUCCUUCAAACGGAGGCAUCAAUUCGAAACGAAAGUCUAGAAAUUGGUCGUUGAGUUAUACCAAUUUGAUUUCCCAACAAGAUACGACGUUCAUUAUAGCGUGACAUCUUCCCAAUGGCAAGAUAUUAUUUAUUUUAUAGUCUCAACGUGUCGAUAAAUUUCCGAGAAGAAUGAUUGGUAGGAUAUUUUGUUAUUGAAAUAGACAAAAGUCAUCUGUUUUCUCUAUUUGCUCAAAAAAAAAAAAAAAUUAAUACGGGAUAAUUUGAUUUUGAGGAAGAAUUUUCCGGGCAGAAAUUUCGACGAAUAAAUAUGUUAGGGUUUGGUUGUUUAAUCGCUUUCGGGUUGAAAGAGGCGGAUGACGAAACAAUUAUUAAUAAAAUUUGCGACGAAUAUCAAGAAAAAUAAAGUGCUACAUUGAGAUAAAUAUAAAUGUGGAUGAGAUAGAUAAAUAAAUCAAUAAUUGACGAGUAGUAGGAAAGUUGCAAGACUUCCAUAGGAUGGUAAGCAGUAGGGGAAGGUGUUUUACAAUUUAUCACGCCGAAGGAGGUUCGUCUAUGUCAUGCAUUAUUAUAGAGACCUUUUUCGAGAAGCAAAUAAUUUCUUUGCGCAUGGCAUGUGCAUCGUUUAAUCAUUGUUUAAUAGCAAUGCUCGCUAGAUCGUGCACUGAUUGCCAACAUUUUGUAAAUAAAUCCUAUCUGAUAUUUUAUUAUCGGGUUGAGACACGAUUCAUUUUAACUCGAAGCAACAACAACAGCAGCAACAAAAAACAACAAACGAAGCAAAUACAGUAGUGCAUAUUUGUAUUAUUUUAAAUAAAUUGCGAGCGAUAUAUCUUUUAAAUUGUAAAGAUGUGGAGGCAGUGAGAUGUGAAUAAAUGUUUUCAAC